AUGCCGAAUCUCGGGGAGGGAACCAUCUCCGACUUGAAAUCGACGUUGGGGCCAAGAGAAAAUAUUGGCGAUACCUACUUUGAUAACCGGACUUCCCUCAAGAAUGGGGGUCUAGACGAAUUCUUAGACGCUGACAAAAGUUACUCACAGAAGCAAAUGCUAAGCUAUAAUACACAGCCUGGACACUCAAUUACCCAUCGCGCGCUGUCCUACGGUGCUAAUGUUCCUCUUCAACAGGUUAGUGACAUGUGCGAUCUCGACAUUAUACUUGCCCCGGCCUGUAUGGGCUACACUCUCGUUCGUUUCCGUCGUAUUCAUGGAAGCACCAGCGUAUUUCACGAGGCAGUAACCUUUGUUUCCAACUUGUUGGAGGUUGAGCGCCAAAAGGCUGUGGAGGAUACAAUGCCAAGUGGGGAAAGUGAACUCAUGUAA
This is a messenger RNA of Phytomonas sp. Hart1, 432 nucleotides long. Lineage: Eukaryota; Euglenozoa; Kinetoplastea; Trypanosomatida; Trypanosomatidae. The record is from the annotation of a GenBank genome assembly.